Molecule: messenger RNA, 4656 nt
Organism: Lipotes vexillifer (Yangtze River dolphin)
Lineage: Eukaryota; Metazoa; Chordata; Mammalia; Artiodactyla; Lipotidae
Gene: ZFYVE16
Product: zinc finger FYVE-type containing 16
Exons: 17
Coding region: 16-4656 (1546 amino acids)
Biological process (GO): endosomal transport; protein targeting to lysosome
Cellular component (GO): early endosome membrane
Molecular function (GO): metal ion binding
Source: RefSeq, a predicted model, not a curated record
AAGUCUACAAGUAGGAUGGACAGUUAUUUUAAAGCAGCAGUCAGUGACUUGGAUAAACUCCUCGAUGAUUUUGAACAGAAUCCAGAUGAACAAGAUUAUCUCCAAGAUGCACAAAAUUCAUAUGAUUGUAACCGCUAUUCAGUCUCUUCAGAGUUGGCUUCCUCACAGCUAACUUCACUGCUACCAAAGGAUCAACAAUGCAUUAAUUGUUGUGCCUCAUCAGAAACAGGCUAUGAAACAAAUCAAAUUGCCCUGAAUGAAAAAACACUUGAGGGACUAACUUCUAUACAAAAUGAAAAAAAUGUAACAGGACUUGAUCUCCUUUCUUCUGUGGAUGGUGGCACUUCAGAUGAAAUCCAGCCUCUAUAUAUGGGACGAUGUAGUAAACCUGUCUGUGAUCUGAUAAGUGACAUGGGUAACUUAGUUCACGUAACUAAUAGUGAAGAAGAUAUUAAAAAAUUAUUGCCAGAUGAUUUUAAGUCUAGUGCAGAUUCCUUGAUCGGAUUGGAUUUAUCUUCAGUGUCAGAAACUUUCUGUAUUUCUUCAACAGACCAUGGUAAUAAUAGAGUCAGAGAGGAACAGAAUGAUGUCAGUUCUGAAUUACAAAACAGAGAAAUCAGUGGAACUAAAGAAUUUGGUAUAAAAGUAGAUACGACACUUUCAGAUUCGUGUAAUUACAGUGGAAAAGAAAAUUUAGAGGAUAAAAAGAUCUCUAAUCAGUUAGAACCAGUUGUUGAUUUUAACAUGCCAUCUGCUUUGACUCAACAAAGUUCCAAAAUGUUUGAUGCCAAAGACCACGUACAGUACAAGAACCAGCCAUGUGAAUUAGUAAAAGCUGAUGGCUGUUUGGUAAAAGAGGAGGUAGAUGUGCCAGUCAUAGCUGCCCCAGAAUGUUUAAAAGAAGGAGGCAGCACAAGUGCUUUGUCUUGCAGUCUUCCAAAAAAUGGAGGUUCAUGCUUAAAUGAUUCAAAUUUAAGAGAUGAAAAUUUCAAGUUACCUGACUUUUCCUUUCAGGAAGGUAGGACUGCUAUAUUUAUAAAACAAUCUGCAAAAGAAGACUCAAGAAAUUUAGAUCUUAAAGAUAAUAAAGAUGAAAUCCAAGAUUCUGCUUCAACUUUACAUGUUUCAAGUGAAAAUACAUAUUCCUCGUUGUCCUGUCUUCCAGUACCUGGGUCUUUGUGUGGAUCAUUAAUUGAAAAUAAAGCUCAUGGUGAUUGUUUACCCCAGAAUGAAUAUAAAGAUAAUAUAAAAGAUGCAGUGACUGUGCAUGAAGAAAUACAGAAGAAUAUGACUUCAGGUGGGGAACCUUUGAAGGAGACUGAUCUUUUGAAACAGGAAAAAUGUAAAAACGUACCUCAUCAGCCAUUAAUUGAAAAGAUGGGAGAUAGAAAGGCAGAUUCUAACCAGAUGGUAGUUAGAGUUGAGUCUUUGGAUUACCCUGAUAACACCAGUUUUUCUACAGCUGCAGAAUCUCAAAUAGAGCUUUCUGGUGCUAAUGCCCCAGAAUCUCCUGAUUGUUGUGAAGGUUUCACUUUUUCAAGCAAUGAUAUCAGUGGACAAGAUUUGGAUUACUUUAAUAUUGAUGAAGGCAUGAAAAGUGGUGCACCAGUUAGUGAUGCUGAACUUGAUGCCUUUCUAACUGAACAGUAUCUUCAGCCUAGUAACAUAAAACCAUUUGAAGAAAAGGUAAAUGACUCAAAAUCUCAGAUGAAUCAGAUAGAGGUGAAAGGCCCAGAUGAUGGAAAUGUCGAUAAUAUAUAUUGCAAUGCUGAAGCAGAAGCUACUGGGGAAAGUCCUGGUAUUAAUAUGAUUUGCGAAACGGUUGAUAAACAGAAUACAACAGAAAAUGGUAGCCUUUCUUUAGGGGAGAAAAGUACAAUUCCAGUUGAACAAGUGUUAUCUAGCAGUAAGUCUGAGAUUACAAAUGAAUUAUCAGUCUCUGAUAGUAACAGUCAAUCUGUUCACGUUGGAGGCGCCAGACCUAAGCAACUGUUUAGUGUUCCAUCAAGAACAAGGAGUUCAAAGGAACCAAAUAAGCUGGAUGUUCCAAAUAUGCCUGAAAGUGAACCCAGAAUAGCAAAUACCAUUGUUCCAACCACCUGUGCUACAGAUUCUGUGACUGAUCCUCAGGUUAGCUUCAAUUCUAAUUACAUUGAUAUAGAAAGUAAUUUUGAAGGUGGAUCCAGUUUUGUAAAUGCAAAUGAAGAAUCUCUGCCUGCAAACACUUGCAAAGAAGGCCUUGUUUUGGGCCGGAAACAACCUACUUGGGUUCCUGAUUCAGAAGCUCCAAAUUGUAUGAACUGCCAACUCAAAUUUACUUUUACAAAACGGCGACAUCACUGCCGAGCAUGUGGAAAAGUAUUUUGCGGUGUCUGUUGUAAUAGGAAGUGUAAAUUGCAGUAUCUAGAAAAGGAAGCAAGAGUAUGUGUAGUCUGCUAUGAGACUAUUAGUAAAGCUCAGGCAUUUGAAAGGAUGAUGAGUCCAACUGGUUCUAAUCUUAAAUCUAAUCAUUCUGAUGAAUGUGCCACCAUCCAACCUCUUCAGGAGACUCAAACAUCCAGUAUAUCUUCACCUACAACUUUACCAAUCUCAGCACUUAAACAACCAAGUGUUGAAGGAUUAUGCUCCAAAGAACAGAAGAGAGUAUGGUUUGCAGAUGGUAUAUUGCCCAAUGGCGAAGUUGCAGAUACAACAAAAUUAUCAUCUGGAAGUAAAAGAUGUUCUGAAGACUUUAGUCCUCUCUUACCUGAUGUGCCACUGAUGAUAAACACAGUGGAUCAUGCCCAUUCUACUACAGUGGAAAAACCAAAUAGUGAGACAGGCGAUAGAAGAAAUGAGAUAAUUCGAAGUCCUAUUUCUCAGGUUCCAUCUGUGGAAAAACUGCCUACAAACACAGGAACUGAGGGGUUGCCUACUUCUGGCUCUUUUACACUAGAUGAUGAUGUUUUUGCAGAAAUUGAGGACCUAUCAAGUCCUACUGGUGUCUUGGUUAACAGUAAUUUACCUGUUGCUAGUAUUUCAGGUUAUAGGUUAUUGUGUGGUAUUGACAAGAAUGUUUGCAAUAAGAUUAGUCUUCUACCUGAUGAUGAGGACAGCUUGCCUCCUCUUCUAGUUGCAUCUGGAGAAAAGGGAUCAGUGCCUGUAAUAGAAGAACACCCAUCUCACGAGCAGAUCAUUUUGCUUCUUGAAGGCGAAGGUUUUUGUCCUGUUACAUUUGUCCUAAAUGCUAAUCUACUUGUGAAUGUCAAGUUAGCAUUUUAUUCCUCAGACAAAUAUUGGUACUUCUCAACCAAUGGAUUGCACGGCUUGGGACAGGCAGAAAUUAUUAUUCUAUUGUUAUGUUUGCCAAGUGAAGAUACUAUUCCUAAGGACAUCUUCAGACUCUUUAUCACCAUUUAUAAGGACGCUCUGAAAGGAAAAUACAUAGAAAACUUGGACUGUAUUACCUUUACUGAGAGUUUUCUCAGCAGCAAGGAUCAUGGAGGAUUUCUAUUUAUUACACCUACUUUUCAGAAACUUGAUGAUCUCCUGUUACCAAGUAAUCCUUUUCUUUGUGGAAUUCUUAUCCAGAAGCUAGAGAUUCCCUGGGCAAAGGUUUUUCCUAUGCGUUUAAUGUUGAGAUUGGGUGCAGAAUAUAAAGCAUAUCCUGCUCCUUUAACAAGUAUCAGAGGCCGAAAACCUCUUUUUGGAGAAAUAGGACACACUAUUAUGAACUUACUUGUUGACCUUCGAAAUUACCAGUAUACCUUGCAUAAUAUAGAUGAGCUACUGAUUCAUAUGGAAGUGGGGAAAAGCUGCAUAAAAAUACCUCGGAAAAAAUACAAUGAUGUAAUGAAAGUAAUAAAUUCUUCUAAUGAGCAUGUCAUUAGCAUUGGAGGUAGUUUUAGUACAGAAGCAGAUUCUCAUCUAGUCUGUAUACAGAAUGAUGGAGUUUAUCAAACACAAGCCAACAGUGCUACUGGCCAUCCUAGAAAAGUGACAGGUGCAAGUUUUGUGGUAUUCAAUGGAGCUCUAAAAGCAUCUUCAGGAUUUCUUGCUAAGUCCAGCAUAGUUGAAGAUGGCUUAAUGGUACAAAUAACUCCAGAGACCAUGGAUGGCUUACGGCUAGCUCUACGAGAACAAAAAGACUUUAAAAUUACAUGUGGGAAAGUUGAUGCUGUAGACAUGAGAGAAUAUGUGGACAUCUGCUGGGUAGAUUCUGAAGAAAAAGGAAACAAAGGUGUUAUUAGUUCAGUGGAUGGAAUAUCAUUACAAGGAUUUCCAAGUGAAAAAAUAAAACUGGAAGCAGAUUUUGAAACUGAUGAGAAGAUUGUAAAGUGUACUGAGGUGUUCUACUUUCUAAAGGACCAGGAUUUAUCUAUUUCAGCAACUCGUUAUCAGUUUGCAAAAGAAAUAGCCAUGGCUUGUAAUGCUGCACUGUGCCCUCACCUGAAAACUCUAAAGAGUAAUGGGAUAAAUAAAAUUGGCCUCAGAGUUUCCAUUGACACUGAUAUGGUUGAAUUUCAGGCAGGAUCUGAAGGCCAACUUCUUCCUCAGCAUUAUCUAAAUGAUCUUGAUAGUGCUCUAAUCCCUGUGAUCCACGGUGGGACCUCCAACUCUACUAGUUUACCAUUAGAAAUAGAAUUAGUAUUUUUUAUUAUUGAAAAUCUUUUUUAG